AUGUUUAAAAGAAAAGGCGAAAUUAACGAUCUCGAUCACGAGCUAGCUUAUCUCGUCGAAUCCAACGCGAAUGUGAGCGAGCGCGCCGAAGACGCGCUACGCGAAGCACAAUCGGCGAUGGAGGAACUCGAGAAGAGCAUCGGCAAUAUUCGUGAGAGCACCAAAUCGUCGGAUGAGAUUGUUCGCGAAAUGACGCGCGAUAUAAAGCAACUCGAUGUAGCCAAGAGGAAUUUGACCGCUUCCAUCACCACCCUUCACCACUUGCACAUUCUUCUGAAUGGCGUUGAAUCGCUGGGUGCGUGGGUCGACAAGAAGGACUAUUCGUCGAUUGCACGCCAACUUCCCGCCAUUCUCAACGUACUGCAGUUGUUCGAUGCUUAUAAAGAGUUCGAGCAAAUUGCGAGCUUGUCGUCGAAGUUGGAUCAUCUGAAGAGUUCGCUGACGAUUCAACUCGCUGCUGAUCUAAAAGGCGCAUUUCAAACAGGGCAGUUGAGUGAAAGAGUCACCGAUAUGUGUCGAGUCGCCGCUGCUCUUGAAGGAAACGUGAAAGAAAGCUUCUGUAAAUGGUUCAUCGAGCAACAACUCACCGAAUAUGUUGUUGUUUACGCCGACACCGAAGCAAACGCGUGGAUCGACAAAAUCGAGGAUCGCUAUAAAUGGUUCGCAAGAAAACUGGCGGAUUUCGAAAGAGCGGGUCUCGCAAAAAUAUUCCCGCCCGAUUGGAAUAUGGGUCGAAGACUCACCAUGGAAUAUUGCACUGUUACAAGGGAUAUAUUGUACCGAAUGAUGACGCGUCGUCGGCAGGAUCUCGACUGGAAAAUGUUAAAUCAUGCCAUUCAGCAUACGAAAAAGUUUGAGAAGCUUCUAAUGAAAAUGUUCCCCGAAAAAGAUGGAUACAAUUUUGAUAAGGCAAUCUGGAGCGUAUUUGAUCCAUUCUUGGACGUGUUCAUAAAUGCGCAAGAAAAAACUCUAAAUGAUUUCAUUGAUGAAUGCGCAAACAAAAUUCGAAGCGGCGAAGAUCGACCAUCUCGCGAAGCGUCGAAGUACGCUGUCCCGUUUCCAUCGUCAGCGGAUAUGUUCCUAUUAUUGAAGAAGGUGAUCAUGGAAUCAAGUAGUCUUGGAAGCGAACCAGACGCCCUUAUCAAGGAUAUAAUCGGAGUUGUUCGUGUAUGCCUACGUGGUUACGCUUCAUCCUGUCUCACCGGUUUUCUACCCACUCUAGGAGGAUCUCAACAAUCAGGAACCGUCAAUCUGUUCAGCUUGAUACGAGAAGAAACCACAUACGUUCGACUUACACCUGACCAACAAUUCCUAGUUUGUUGUAUUCUCGCGACUGCCGAUUGGUGCGCAGAAACAUCGAUUAAGCUUCAAGAGAAGCUUGCCGAGAGAAUUCCGGGCGCUGACAUUUCGCAAGAAACUGAAGCAUUCUACUCGAUCACAAAUCAAUCACUCAAUGUAAUUGUGCAAGAUGUUGAAUCGACAUGCGACGCGGCACUUCAAUCAAUCAAUAAAGUCAAUUGGAGUGCCGUCGAUUCGGUUGGCGAUGAGUCGCCGUUCAUCGGCGCGAUGCGUUCGCAUCUUCGACAAGCGGUUCCGUUGAUCCGCGAUAUGCUCACCGAUGAUCGCCGCAAGUAUUUCGCGCAUUUCUGCUUGAAACUCGCAACUCAGCUGGCUCACAAAUUCGUCGGCGCAUUGUUCCGAUGUCGUGCAAUAAGCACCCAUGGAGCUGAGCAACUUCUUCUCGACACUCACUCGUUGAAAACGUUUUUGUUGGGCGUUCCUUCAAUAGACAGCGUAAUUUCGCUGAAACCGCCGAUUGCCUAUGUGACUAGUGUGAAUUCGGCGUUGACAAAAGCGGAAAUGAUUUUGAAGGUGGUCAUGUGCAGCUUGGAAACCGUCGACGACUUUGUUGAGCAGUAUUGCAAACUUCUGCCAAUGUCCGAUGUAACCGAACUCCAGAAGGUGUUGGAGAUGAAGGGUGUCAAGCGUCAAGAUCACGCCGCUAUUCUUAACGCCUACAGACAAAAGAUUGGAGUGGAUUCCAGCGCCGAAAUCGCAACAACAAGUUUGACGUCGAGAUUAGUUGGCGGUGCGCUACCGGCAGUCGGCAGCGCGACAUCAGUAUCGGAAGCGUUCAACGCGGUCGUCUCAAUGGCCGCCGAUGGGCUUUCCGAUCAAACCGUCACAUCGUCCAUUGAUAAAUUGAAGCGAUUCGAGAGGCUCAUGAUGCGUUUCUCUUCAAUGCUUGUACGCAAUGCAAAAUUGUGCUCAAACGUCAACCAAAUGCAGCUCGCUGCGUUCUCGACGAAAGCUCCCGAGAUGAUCAAAGUCGAGAAGGUCGGAGAGCAAAAGAACGUUGCUCUCGUCACUUUGAACCGUCCAAAAGCCCUGAAUGCUCUUUGCAAUCAGCUUAUGGGAGAACUUUCGGAAGCAUUGGGAAAAUUGGAUCAGGAUAAAUCCGUAGGUGCCAUUGUUAUCACUGGCAACGAGAGAGCGUUUGCUGCCGGAGCCGAUAUUAAGGAGAUGAUCAACAACGAAUUCGCCCAAACGUUCAGCGGAAGCUUCCUCUCCAACUGGACCGCCGUUUCCGACGUCAAAAAGCCGGUGAUCGCCGCCGUCAACGGAUUCGCUUUGGGAGGUGGCAACGAACUCGCCAUGAUGUGCGACAUCAUCUACGCCGGAGACAAGGCUCAAUUCGGUCAGCCGGAAAUCAACAUCGGAACGAUUCCGGGAGCCGGCGGUACUCAGAGAUGGACUCGCGCCGCCGGCAAAUCUUUCGCCAUGGAGGUUUGCCUCACUGGAAAUCGCGUAUCGGCGCAAGAAGCGAAAGAGGUCGGAAUUGUAAGCAAGGUUUUCCCAGCCGAUCAGGUUGUCGGCGAAGCGGUGAAGCUCGGAGAGAAAAUCGCGCAACAAAGCCCACUGAUUGUUCAAAUGGCGAAAGAAGCCGUCAACAAGGCUUACGAAUUGACGCUCGCUGAAGGACUCCACUUCGAGCGCCGCCUCUUCCAUGCGACCUUCGCCACUAAGGAUAGAAAGGAAGGAAUGACCGCGUUUGCCGAGAAGAGAAAGCCAACCUGGAAGUCCGAGUAA
Messenger RNA from Caenorhabditis bovis, 3090 nucleotides. Lineage: Eukaryota; Metazoa; Nematoda; Chromadorea; Rhabditida; Rhabditidae. The record is from the annotation of a GenBank genome assembly.